AUGGUCACCACCACGGCCAUCAUCACCACCACCACCAUCAAUCUCCACGGACGAGCUACAGCAGCGCAAGAGAACGCACACUUCAGGAAGGAUCACCUGCGAGACUCAUCCAAGGGCAAGUGUGAUCCAGUAACAACAAGAAAAUCGUCAUCUGUGACGAGCCGAAGCAGCGCCUUCAAAAUGAGUAGCCAUCGCACUCUCUCAUUCCGCUCUGGAAAGUCCGGACGUGGACCGGCCCAAGGCACAACCGGCAAACCUGGCUUGUCCUUCAACUCCCUUCGUGGCAAUGUCCAGCCUGAGCUCUCCCGCAGGCUCUACAAGCUCAUCAAGUCCGAGAACAACCUGAUCAACGCCCAUGAGGCAGCCGGACGUGAGCGCAACAGUAUCGCCACCCAGCUCUCAGAAUGGGGUGAGCAGACGGGCGAUGAGGCGAUCAGCGACAUCUCGGAUAAGGUUGGAGUCAUAUUGAGCGAGAUGGGGGAGCAGGAAGACACGUAUGCGCAUGCGCUCGAUGAUUCACGAGGCGUGCUUAAAACCAUCCGCAACACGGAGAAGAGCGUGCAACCCAGUCGUGACAACAAGAGCAAGAUCGCCGACGAAAUCGCCAAGCUCAAGAUGAAGGAGCCGCAGAGUGCCAAGUUGGUGGUACUAGAGCAGGAGCUCGUCCGGGCUGAGGCUGAGAACCUCGUCGCUGAGGCACAAUUAACCAAUAUCACCCGCCAGAAGCUCAAGGAGGCCUACGAAUACGAGUUUGCCGCGACUAUCGAACGAGCAGAGAAGCAGAUCAUCCUGGCUAAGCACGGGCGACGCCUGUUGAGCUUGCUGGAUGACACCCCCGUUGUGCCAGGCGACACCCGCACCGAGUACGAGUAUGCCGGCGAGGCACGCCAGGUUCUGAACGAUGUGGAGGACGACCUAAGGGACUGGCGCCCGGAGUCACAAACACAACAGUACGAGGUCGCCACUGGUAGUUCUGCUGCUCCCCUUGAAGAGAAUUCGAAUCAGCCACGCAGGACGGAUGAGGGAGUAUCAGCAGGCCAAAGCGAAGCUGAGGGGGCAGUAGGCCAGCCCUCUGCUACCUACGCAGAGCUCAAGGCUGCUGAGGCUGGAGGCAUAGCUCAACCUGCUGACGAAAGCAACGCAACCACUGGUACCUCAGCUGGACAAGCUAUCUGA
Messenger RNA from Emericellopsis cladophorae, 1176 nucleotides. Its product is annotated as Sphingolipid long chain base-responsive protein LSP1. The coding region runs from base 1 to 1176 and encodes 391 amino acids. The record is from RefSeq and is a predicted model, not a curated record. The transcript is spliced from 4 exons. Gene Ontology annotation, biological process: negative regulation of protein kinase activity; endocytosis; eisosome assembly. Gene Ontology annotation, molecular function: lipid binding. Lineage: Eukaryota; Fungi; Ascomycota; Sordariomycetes; Hypocreales; Bionectriaceae. Gene Ontology annotation, cellular component: plasma membrane; eisosome filament.